CCUGUUGAGUGACCGAAAAAAAAAAACAACACCACACGAAAAUCCUUCCUCGAUUAGUGCUACAUCUCGGCCAGGAUUUAUUGUUAAUGUCUAAUUAUAGUUUUUGUUCGCUUGGUCCAAUUUAUUUUCGUGAGUCGUAAACUCGUGUGGUGCUUUAGUGGUUGGUUGGUGGGCUUUGAAUCGUGAUCCAUGGGCAAAACGCAUCAAAUUGUGCUCAACUUGCGGAGGGAUUCCCCCACUGAGCAAUGGGGAUUCAGUCUAGUGGGUGGUGCCGACGUCAAGAUGCCGCUGAUUGUCACCAGGGUGGGAUUUGGCUCACCCUCUGACGGGGUCCUGCAACGUGGUGACAUCAUCACCAAAGUGGGCAACUACGAUGCCCGAGACAUUCGUCACCAAGAUGCCCAGACUUUAUUUAAAAACGCUGGCAACAAUAUUCGAGUGGUAGUGCAAAGAGAAAACAAUCCUCGACACAAUACUAGCACAGGAUCAUCAAGGACCAGCUCCCACAAUUACAGUCCUUUGUCCGUUUCACCGCAUCUUUCUCCCAAGGGAAAUUACUCGACGCCUUCGCCAUACAGUCCAGCAGGAUCAGCACUGACUCCAUACUACUCCUCGCCGUUGACGCCGAUCGACGAUAAUUAUUUUGAACCGGUUUACUAUGGAAACAGCAGGAAGAACACCGCCAACGGACAGGACAUCCACGUCACCAACCAGCCUUACCGUACCACCCCUCUGGUACUCCCCGGAGCCAAAGUGAAGCGUGAACCCGGCCCAACGGAGAGUUAUUUACGCCACCACCCCAACCCCGCCGUAAGGGCGCCCCCACACCACCUUGAUCCCGAACUUUUAAUCAAACAAAAGGUUACCAACACAGUUUUGGAAAGAUUAGCUACCAACGAUCCGAAUAAACAGAUUGUCCACAAGCAAUUCAACUCCCCGAUCAAUUUAUACAGCGAGCCAAACAUUGCUGACACCAUUCAAAAACAAACUGGCAUAAAUCCAAUUCGCAAACAAGUCAAGUUCAAUCCGGCCGAAAGUGAAACCUACAAAGCCCUCCAAGAGGAGCAGUUGGGCGAAACGGUUCAAGAAGUGAAUGUUCCACCCCAAAGCCGCAUCUAUGCUCCCAACAAGACAAUCCCGGCCAAGAAAUCGUCCCAUCACGUUGUCAACCAGAACCCAUCCUUCAGCAACUCCCUCGGCGAGCCUGAAGUGAUUCAACAGAGCGGAUCGUUCAAAAGGCUGAUGUGGAGCGUCCUUCCUGAAAGCAGCUACUAAUCGCUGAAAAAAAUUCAUCCCCGAACUGAAACGACGAAUAUUUUAGAAAUGUUCGAAUUUAGUUUUAGGAAAAUAUCUAUCAAAUUUGAUCGUGCAAAUACGUAGAGCCCUUUUAACAUCCGAUUAAUUUGACAGGUGUUACCCGAAUGAAAUACUUUUUCUUAUUUUGAGCUUAGCUUAAGAUGUAUGUUGCUUAAAAGUCGACGUCUUGCGAUUUGUGUUGAGUCAAGUUGCAACGAUCCACGACGAAAUUUUUUUUCGUUGUAUUAUAUUUUUCAAUUUUAUUAAACGAGUGAAUCUAGUCAGAUAUGUAGGUAGGUUAGAACUCUUAACGUUCACUAAGUCGUAAUUAUAGAAGGAUUGUUAUUUUUGUGCCAUAAUUUAUAUAUCAAAUAAACAUAUUUCUGUAAAG
Messenger RNA from Tribolium madens (black flour beetle), 1687 nucleotides. RefSeq names its product PDZ and LIM domain protein Zasp (gene Zasp66). Gene Ontology annotation, molecular function: actin binding; muscle alpha-actinin binding. The record is from RefSeq and is a predicted model, not a curated record. Gene Ontology annotation, biological process: muscle structure development; actin cytoskeleton organization. The transcript has 8 exons. The coding region runs from base 190 to 1275 and encodes 361 amino acids. NCBI's taxonomy places the organism in Eukaryota, Metazoa, Arthropoda, Insecta, Coleoptera, Tenebrionidae. Gene Ontology annotation, cellular component: filamentous actin; stress fiber; adherens junction.